AUGCCAGCUGCUGCAGUGAAGCCCUCUCUGGAGGACAUGGUUGCAGAAGGAGAGCGUGGAGUGUCCCAGUGGGAAGCUCCAGCUCUGGGCAGGGAGCGGCUGCCUCUUCCCUCCCUGAAGGUCCCCAGGGAGCUGCUGCGGAGCUUCCCCCACUCCAAACGGGUGGGAUCCUACCUGGUGGGGAAGAUGAUCAACAAGGGUUCGUUCGCCAAAGUGAUGGAGGGGCUGCACAUCGGCACGGGGGAAAAGGUUGCCAUUAAGGUGAUAGACAAGAAGAAAGCUCGCCAGGACUCGUACGUGUUGAAAAACAUGAAGAGAGAACCUCGAAUUCAUCAGAUGGUCCGACAUCCUCAUAUUGUAGUUUUGCUGGAGACUCUGGAGACGGAGAACAGCUACUACAUGGCCAUGGAGCUCUGUGCAGGAGGAGACCUGAUGGACCGGAUCUGUGAGAGGAAGCGGCUGGAGGAGAGGGAGGUCCGACGUUACAGCCGACAGAUCCUCUCUGCUGUCCAUCAUCUGCACAAACACGGCAUCGUGCACAGAGAUUUAAAGAUUGAAAACUUCCUCCUGGAUGAACACAACAACAUAAAGAUUGUGGACUUUGGCCUGAGCAACACCCUGAAAGCUGAAUCUUUAUCUCUGGAGCUCCUCAGCACCCAGUGUGGAAGUCCAGCCUACGCCGCCCCUGAACUGCUGGCUCACAGGAAGUACGGACCCAAAGUGGACGUCUGGUCUGUAGGUGUGAGCAUGUUUGCCAUGCUGACAGGAACUCUCCCCUUCACUGUGGAGCCUUUUAACAUCAAACAGCUGCACCAGAAGAUGGUCAGCGGAGAGAUCAGCAGCAUCCCCAGCGACGUCAGCAAAGGUGCCGUGUCAUUCGUGUUGUCUCUCCUGGAGCCGGAUCCAGAUAAGAGACCGAGUGUCAGAGAGGCGAUGGAGGAGAGAUGGAUCAACGAGGGACACGCCAAGAAACCACUGCACACACUCUGUCAUAAAAACAGGUUGUGUCCAGAGGAUCUCAGCUCGUCUGUGCUGACGUACAUGACGGAGUCGCUGGGCUACUCGCUGUCAGAAGUCAUACAUACGCUGACCACUAACCGACCGUCCGCCAUCAUGGCCUCCUACCACCUGCUGCUCAACAAGCUCAACAGGAGCCCGAAAGGAGCCAAAGCCAGCAAGAAGCUGGAAAGCAGUGACUGGUGUCUUCCCAGCAAGAAUACAUGGAGAGAGAGGAGUAACACUGAAUCAAACACUCAGCAACAGAACGAACCGACCAACGAGAAAAGCUCAAAGCAGUUCAGCAGACCUCUGAGAGCCCAGCAGACGACCGACUGUCAGAGCAACAGGAGGAGGACCGAGGACCUGCACAGGAAGGACCACAGAGAGGACGACGAGAACCGUCCCCCGUCUCCCUCCCUGCCCCAGCUUCCUCACUCCGCCUCCCCCUCCUUACCCCCUCGGCUUCCCUCACACUCUCCUGCCCCGCUGUCUGCAGAGGAUGGAGCUACUGAUGAGGAGAUCACGUUGGACGCCAGAGAGACGCUGUUUCCUGAAGUGUCAGUGUUCGGAGACAGAGAGCUCGUCCAUCUUUCUCCUCCUAAAAGCUCCGCCUCUCAGCUCUGUGACUCCGCCCCUUGCCAAGUCCCCUUGCCUGCCGAGCCAAUCAGAGAACCCAGCAUGUCCAGACCGAUCCGACACACACACCUGCUCAGGACGACCCAGUCGGACGGGGCGGCGGACCCGGGGUCGGACUGUUUCCAUGACAGCCGCCACCAGGACGACUCCCAUCACCUGAGCAUCAACGAGCGUCUGGAGAAGCUGCAGACGUUCUACUCCUCGGAGAAGAACGGCGUUUCUCCCAGGAUGCUCCUGGAGGCCGACACCUCGGACCGAGCCCACCUGGCUACCAUAGAGACGCCUCAGACAUCACCCUCCGCCCCCCUCCCACGUUUACGCACCGUGGGGCUAAAAGAUGGACGGGGCAGGAAGAUGACCUGGGUGGGGCUGACCCGACCUGGACCACCGGGACUCCUGGUGAACGGGUCCAAACCUCCUGCCUUCCCCCCGCAGAGACAGCACACUCUGGUCAUCAAGAGCCUGAGGCAGGAGAGGGGGAAGAGGAAAGAUCUGUCUGCAGCAGGAGGAGGAGGAGGAUCAGAGAGGGCAGGAGGAGGCAUCAGCGGAGCCAAGAGGAACUCAGUCCAGCUCCGUUCGUCUCUGCAGCGUCGGGUCGCCGACCUGAACCUGCCGCUGCUUCCUGCAGCCCUGCAGGGGAAAAGUGACAGGAAGAAUCAGCUGCACAGCAUGGACUACUGACACACUGGGAGGCAGAGAAAGGUGCUAGAAAGUUAGUUUGUAAAGAAGAUUAGCAUUUAAGAAACACAGGGUUGGUCGAAACUGGGACAAACAGCACCUAAGAACUGUGUUUUAACCCUCCUGUUGUCCAUAUUUAUGGGCACCAAAAAAUAUUGUUUCCUUGUCUGAAAACAAUCCAAAAAUUCAGCAAAAAAAUUCCCCAAAUUUCUGAAAAUUUGCAAAACUUUCAGGAAGAAAACUUCAAUAAUUCCUUAAAAGUUUCCCUCAAAAGUUUUAUUAAAAAAUCCCCCAAAUUUGGCAAGAAAAUUCCUGUAGAUAUUUUCAAAAUAUGAAGAAUAAUCUUCUAAAAAAAUCCUAAAAAUAUCUAACGUGAUUCCAUAUAUAUCAGUAAAACUUCUAAUAUUUUCUUGAAGAACAUUGUGAAAAAAAAUCUACCAAAAUCCAGCGAAUUUCGCUGGAUUUUGGUUGAUUUUUUUCUGAAUGGUCUUAAGAAACUUUUUUUUAACAUUUCUUUUUUUUCCCACCAAAAAAUGUUCAAAGAUUUCCCAAAAAUGUUUAAAAUGUGGCCAUCAGAAGUUUCACUGUGAAUUUCUUUUUUUUUUCACAUUUUCAAACUUUAAAACGGGUCAGUUUGUCCUGCAGGACGACACGAGGGUUAACGAACAGCUGCAAAUAGGAACCACAGAAGAUACAGUACUAAAGCUAUGACAAUCUAUUUCUACUUUUCUGCAGAAGCUUUGCUCACCAACAGAACUCCUCCCCAAACAAGCAACAUACAGUAACUGAAGUUGCAGUGCCAAAACUUCAACUCAGAUGAAUAUCAGCUCUUAAAUUAAAUUCAGUCUCCAGCAGCAGGAGUUUGGUUCAGCUCAUAUCAACUAUUUUCUCCUUGAAUUUCAACAUCUCACAAUGUGAAGUGCAAAACACACGCUGACUUUGGUUCCAUUUGUAUUCAAUGCUCUUUCAUACAUUUUUGUACCAACAUUGAAAGUUAAAGUAAAAACAAGUAUUAAUUCUA
Messenger RNA from Amphiprion ocellaris (clown anemonefish), 3334 nucleotides. RefSeq names its product hormonally up-regulated neu tumor-associated kinase homolog. NCBI's taxonomy places the organism in Eukaryota, Metazoa, Chordata, Actinopteri, Pomacentridae. Gene Ontology annotation, cellular component: cytoplasm. The record is from RefSeq and is a predicted model, not a curated record. The coding region runs from base 1 to 2316 and encodes 771 amino acids. Gene Ontology annotation, biological process: intracellular signal transduction; protein phosphorylation. Gene Ontology annotation, molecular function: protein serine/threonine kinase activity; ATP binding. The transcript is spliced from 11 exons.